This is a messenger RNA of Moneuplotes crassus, 851 nucleotides long. Lineage: Eukaryota; Ciliophora; Spirotrichea; Euplotida; Euplotidae. The record is from the annotation of a GenBank genome assembly.
AAUGAAUCAGAGCGAGAGGAACUUUAUGACAGAAGAAAACCCUCCUGUCUUCAAAAUACCAACCCCAAGGAGAAAGAGUGCUUUCAGCCGUAUUGAGACCUCUGGCUCUAACCCUACCCACCACUCCCAAACUCCAAAGAGAAAGGCCAUUUUCCACAGACAGAGAGUCAGACUCUUAACCCUCAUCGCCAAGCUAGUUGAAGACCCUAAGAGCCUCUCAAAAGGGGACAAAGUCCUACUAAUGAACCACCCAAUUAUUAAGGACCUGGUCAAGUACUCCAAGGUGAGCAAUUGUGGCUCAGGCAAUUUCUAUGUUCCUGUUGAAAGUUUGGUCGAGGCUGUUUUUCAAGAUGUGGAUACUAGGUACACUGGACAAUCGCAAUCUGGGGUCGAGGUGCUGUUUGAGAAGACUGACGAGCAGGACAGUUUGAAAAAUUAUAAUGCUCAAGGAGAUCAAUUAAUUGCUGUGAAGAAGGAUUUCUUUAAUUUGAAAUCGGGUAAUGCCUCAAGAUCUUCCAGCUCACCGGGAGAGAAGGUAGGCUUGUAUACUAAAGCUGAGAGGAGAGCAAAAAUUCUGAAAUACCGUCAAAAAAUCCAGAGAUGGCUGAAAAGAAAGAAGUCACUCUCAUUCUGAGAUGAAAAUACUAUGAUCAAUAAGAGAAGUUCAAAAGAGGCGAGCUGUCUCAGGCCUGGCUCGGAAAUUAAUUCUCCUACCAGCGGGGUGCUUUUAUCUCAGAAUGAGGGUGUUCAAAGCCAGUCUUGAGGUCAUAAAUUUUCUGCUAACUUUGAAUGUCUACCACCAAACGCAAAUUUGAAUGAAAUUGUUGCCCAAAUCUCGGGAUUCCAAUAAC